CACUCCGUGGUGCAACAAGCAAAUACACACUGAAAACAGGCGGCUUGACAAGAGGACAACUCCGAGCUCACGGAUUAAUCCAGCUCUGUUCUGAACAGUCAUGGAGAACGAAGCGGAUGCAUUUUAUCGGGAGCUGCCAAAGGUGGAGCUCCAUGCUCACCUCAAUGGCUCCGUCAGCUUCGACACCAUCGAGAAACUCAUCAGCCGAAAACCACAUCUCAACAUCGAACACGGUAUGACGGCCAUCGGCAAAGGACAGCAGAGGACACUGGAGGAGUGUUUUCAGGUCUUCAAGGUCAUCCAUCAGCUGGUGGACUCGGAGGAGGACAUCCUGAUGGUGGCAACAGAUGUUAUCAGGGAAUUCGCAGCUGAUGGUGUCAAAUAUUUAGAGCUGAGGAGUACACCACGGGAGGAGAAAAGGACAGGAUUGACGAAAAAGGGAUAUAUUGAAAGUGUCAUCAAAGCCAUCAAACACUGUAAAAGUGAGGGGGUGGACAUUGAUGUCAGGUUUUUGGUGGCGAUCGACCGUAGGAAUGGCACUGAAGUUGCCAUGGAGACCGUGAAGCUUGCUGAGGAGUUCAUGCAGUCUACUGAUGGUUUGGUGUUGGGACUUGACCUCAGUGGAGAUCCAACGGUCGGCCAUGGAAAAGACCUACUUCCUGCACUGCAAAGGGCCAAGGAUUUUGGCCUGAAGUUGUCAUUGCACCUCUCAGAAGUCCCAUCGCAGCAGGAGGAGUCAAAUUUGCUGUUAGAUCUUCCUCCAGACAGGAUCGGUCACGGCACCUUUUUGCAUCCUGAAAUGGGUGGAUCUCAAAGUCUUGUUGACAAAGUGGUGGCAAGCAACAUACCGUUGGAGCUUUGUCUGACAUCUAAUGUUAAAGGAAAAACUGUUCCAUGUUACUCCAAACAUCAUUUCAAGUACUGGUACCAGAUGGGACACCCAAGUAUAGUUUGUACUGAUGAUAAGGGAGUCUUCAGUACAAACUUGUCUCAAGAAUAUCAGCUGGCAGCCACAACAUUUGGUCUCAGUCAUGAAGCCAUAUGGAAACUCUCCCAACAGGCCAUAGACUGUAUCUUUGCACCGGACACUGUGAAACGGCAGCUCAAACAGAAGUGGGACGCUAUGAAGCCUCAAGUGUUCAAGUGA
Molecule: messenger RNA, 1147 nt
Organism: Pungitius pungitius (ninespine stickleback)
Lineage: Eukaryota; Metazoa; Chordata; Actinopteri; Perciformes; Gasterosteidae
Gene: mapda
Product: adenosine deaminase-like
Exons: 10
Coding region: 101-1147 (348 amino acids)
Biological process (GO): adenosine catabolic process; inosine biosynthetic process
Molecular function (GO): adenosine deaminase activity
Source: RefSeq, a predicted model, not a curated record